UGAUCCUUCCUGCUUUGUUGAGACUGGGAAGCCAUUUUGGGAUUCUGCGGUGUGGAAUAGAAAAUAAUGUGCUGUCAACUUGCAAACUUGCCUUGAAUUAUUUUGACUGGGAUUGCUGGACCUUGGAACAGAAUGCUGAAGCAUAUAAUCAUUCUAAAUAUGUGAAACGGAUGACUCAGGAUUUUGGAUAUAUAGGUUUGAUGCCAUGCAUUUGCUGCUGUUUUUUGUUAAAAUUAUGAUUUGAAACAGUCACCAUGGAUUUUUCACGUCUACACACGUACACCCCACCCCAAUGUGUGCCAGAGAACACUGGCUAUACAUAUGCACUCAGUUCAAGUUAUUCUUCAACUGCUCUGGAUUUUGAGACUGAAAACAAAUUGGAUCCAGUGUUUGAUUCUCCAAGAAUGUCAAGACGCAGUUUACGCUUGGUCACUGCAGGAUAUAAUGCAACAGAUGAUGCCCAAAAUGACAACAUUCAUAGCAAUUCCUAUAUUGGAAACAUGUCUUUGUCAGAUCAAUCAUCCAGAACAGCAAAGCAGCGCAAAAGUAUGAGCAAGCAGUCUGUCACUAUGAAAAAUACUCCAAGAAAAAAUGUAUCCAGCUCUUCUAUUUUUAGCCAAAGUAGUUUCAAUAGCCAUGCCAGUGAUACAUCUGUAGUAUCUACUGUAUUGGAUGAAUCUUUGAUUCAGGAGCAAACAGAAGUUGACCAUUUUUGGGGGCUUGAUGAUGAUGAAUGCGAUAUUAAAGGUGGGGACACAACAGUGAUUCAGGGAAAUGGUGAUAUAGCAACAGCUGAAACACAGACUACCAUGAUCAAUGGCUAUACUUGCAGUGACUGCAGUAUGCUUUCUGAACGGAAAGAGGUCCUCACAGCGUACUCUGCUUCUCACAUGCCAUCUUCAAGAAUUUACUCUAGGGAUAGAAGCCAAAAAUAUAAGUCUAGAAACACCCCUUUCUACAUGAAUAAGAUUCUACGAUUGAUCAAAUAUACUGCAACAUCUUUUGCAUCACUGUUAGUGCAACUAUUUCAAAUGGUAUUGCUGAACCUGGGUUGUGAAUUUAAAGCUCACUCGAAUUACUGUGGAAGUAUGAAUGUAAAAGACUUUCUCAAAGAGGAUGGCCAUCUUGGUAUAAAUGGGGAAUCAUUGUGUGAUGACUGUAAGGGGAAGAAACAUCUUGAAACAUGCACAACAGUCCACAUGCAAUCCUCAAGGUCUAAAAGGGUAGCAAGGACCAUUUGGCACACCUUUUCUUAUGCAGGUUACUUUAUGCUACAAGUGUUGCGAACAGUGGGAGCAACAGGAUGGUUUAUGUCUCAGAAGAUGUUAUCACUACUUUGGCUGGCCAUUGUUUCUCCAGGGAAGGCAGCUUCUGGGGUAUUCUGGUGGCUUGGAACUGGAUGGUAUCAACUUAUUACUCUGAUUUCUUUGUUCAAUGUGUUUCUUCUUACAAGAUGCCUUCCAAAGAUUUACAAGUUGUUACUAUUUCUCAUCCCACUGCUGUUUUUGCUAGGUAUAUGGUACUGGGGCUGUGAAGGCUUCCUUUCAUUACUGCCUGCAUUCAAUUGGACAAGCAUACGUCAAACACAAAGAAUAGACGAACCUGUGCAGAUUCUUAAACCACAUCCCGAUUCUUCUCGCUAUGUCCAGCCUCCAGAGGGUACCAUACAGUUAUUUGAUUCUAGUCGUAUGAGUGAACUGGAAAAGCAAAUGGCCUUCAUGUCUGACAGAUGUCAUCACAAUGAUGAAGAAUAUGGCAAAGUGAUGCUACAGCUUGAGAAGCUUCAGGAUCAGGUUGCCCAGAUGAAUGACAAAAGUGAGAUGUUGAUGCUAAUAAAAAAUGUAAUGGGCCAACAUUUUAAGGAAAUGCAAUCUGAGGAAAUAGCACAUUCAACGACUGAUCUUCUGGCUUUACACCAAGAACAUGAAUUGCGCAUUUUGACACUGGAAGGCCUCAUUGGAAAACUUUCUGCAAAAUCUGAGGACAUCCAGAAGGAACUUGAACUAACCCAAACAAGAACAGUGAGUGGAAGUGAUGAGCAAAACCAGCACCUUUUAUCCAAGGUUAAACAAUUAGAACUAGAAUUGGCUCACAUGAAGUCAGAACUGUUAACUCCGCAAGGCUUGAAGACCUGCUGUGAGAAAGGAGAUACGAGUCAUGAAAAGGUAGAUGCCCAGGUCAAAGAAUCUGUCAAACUUAUGUUUUUUGGUGACCAACAAGAAGACUUUUCUGAAUCACUACUCCAAUGGCUAACAUCUAAAUUUGUGAGCAAGAGCGAUCUGCAGGUUUUGUUACGAGAUCUAGAGCUUCAAAUCCUCAAGAAUAUUACUCUCCACAUGUCUGUUACAAACCAAAAGCUAACCUCUGAAGUAGUAACAAGUGCAGUAAAUAAUGCAGUGAUUUCUGGCAUCACAGAAGCGCAAGCACGCAUUAUUGUAAAUAAUGCAUUGAAACUUUAUUCUCAAGACAAGACGGGUAUGGUGGACUUUGCUUUAGAAUCUGGAGGUGGCAGCAUUCUGAGUACUCGCUGUUCUGAGACCUACGAGACCAAAACAGCUCUAAUUAGUCUCUUUGGAAUUCCUUUGUGGUAUUUCUCUCAGUCUCCCAGAGUGGUGAUCCAGCCUGAUAUGUAUCCAGGAAACUGCUGGGCAUUCAAAGGAUCACAGGGAUACCUUGUAGUUAGACUUUCUAUGAUGAUCUACCCAGCAUCCUUUACAUUAGAACAUAUACCAAAAAGCCUUUCACCGACAGGAAAUAUCACAAGUGCUCCUAAGGAUUUCUCAGUAUAUGGACUAGAAGAUGAAUAUCAGGAAGAAGGUACCCUUCUAGGACAGUAUGUGUAUGAUCAAGGAGGAGAGUCACUACAGAUGUUUCAAGUGACGGAGAAAAAUGAAAAUGCAUUCCAGAUAGUGGAGCUAAGAAUUUUUUCUAAUUGGGGCCAUACAGAGUACACCUGUCUGUAUCGGUUCAGAGUGCAUGGAAAACCUACUGAAUAAACUACUACACUACAGCUUUUUUUGUUGUAUAUUUUCUGUUUGUAUAUAUUGGAAAACCUAGAACACUGGAAUCUUUAAAGGAUGAGGAUAUGUGACAUGUACUGCAGGAUCAAUACUCCUCUUCAAUAAAAUGCAGAAGACUGUCAGCAGAAUUGUAUACAAACUCAUAC
Trachemys scripta elegans is the source of this 3166-nucleotide messenger RNA. It is a transcript of the gene SUN1, whose product is annotated as Sad1 and UNC84 domain containing 1. Gene Ontology annotation, biological process: nuclear envelope organization. The coding region runs from base 255 to 2996 and encodes 913 amino acids. Gene Ontology annotation, molecular function: protein-membrane adaptor activity. The record is from RefSeq and is a predicted model, not a curated record. Gene Ontology annotation, cellular component: meiotic nuclear membrane microtubule tethering complex; nuclear envelope. NCBI's taxonomy places the organism in Eukaryota, Metazoa, Chordata, Testudines, Emydidae. The transcript is spliced from 23 exons.